AUGGGGACAGAGAACGAGAUGAAGAAUUUUAGGGAUAGAUACCCUGGAUUCGCGGACUUGUUUGAGAAAUCUCUUGACCAACUCGAUGGUAUUGGGAUGAAUCUCCUCGCCGUUCUGGUAGAAAUAGGAUUCAGGGACGUCAUAAUCGUUCUUUUCGAACCAAAACUUGCGCUUGUACGGUACAAACAAUCCCCACCUGUCAUCGUCGAGAGUCGGGUCCGUCACCAUCGUCAUUGUUACCACGAUGUAUUCUAUCCCCCAACCGAUUUCCCCAUAACCGAGACAAUCUCCCGACACUUUCUCUCUCCUCCUUUUCCUCCCAGACCCAACCGGCGGCCCGUUUAUUUUCCCGGCAUCCAUCGGGAAAUUGAGAAUAGCUUUCCUUCCCCUCAUCUUAAAGGCGGCACAAUCGUACGCCCUCGCGGCAUCCAAAUCCGUGUCGUAAGUCCCCAGCCAGACCCGACAACCCUUCCGGGCCGGGUCGCGGAUUUCCGCCGCGUAUUUGCCCCACGGCCUCCUCCGAACCCCCCGGAAUCGCCUGACGGGAAGACGAACUGGGCUCACGGAUGCUCGUUGUGGGCCGGGGCCCGGCCCGUGAAGUCCGGCCCGGUUUGUUUGAGGCCCGAAGAUGAGUCGGACAAGGAUGAAGGGGACUCGAUCGGGCUGCCGGAAAAGGAUUCCGUAGAGGCGAAGCAGUCGUCCAGGAGGUAG
Striga asiatica is the source of this 711-nucleotide messenger RNA. Lineage: Eukaryota; Viridiplantae; Streptophyta; Magnoliopsida; Lamiales; Orobanchaceae. The record is from the annotation of a GenBank genome assembly.